AUGGAGAAGAAAUACCAGCUCUGGGGCCUCCUUCCCCUAGAGAGAUUCAGGCGAUCUAGCAACCCUAACAGAGGAGAUCCUGCAUGGGCUACGCUUUGUUCAGAAACUCUUAUUCCUGGCCAAGACCCUGAAGAAUCUGAAUAUGUGGUGGAAGAGAUGCUAGAUUCCUACUGGUGGCUAGCCAGGUCCAGCAACCAGUUUCCCCAGGAAUCAAACGGACCAGAACCAGAGCUCUGGAAGUCUUCCUUGCACACCCAUAACAUGCCAGAGUGCACUAGAGAUUUUCAUGGAGCAAAUCCGAAAAAACUGAAUUCUGCUGUAUCCAGGGGAACUGCCACUAAUGGCUUGAUGUUGAGCGUCCUCUCAGCCCCUUGCCCACUGUCUGGCCAAGGUGCUAAAGGACAGAGAAAUCCCCCGCAGCAGGCUGCAGGCAGAAGCAGCUGCUGCGUCGAGGAGGGUCCCAUUGGUUCAGGCAGGGCACAGGGUCCAGUCAUUAAAGGGGCCAAAUAUGCAAAAGAGAAAGCCCCUCAGGGCCUCUGCAUACACUUACAGCCUGGUCCUCCAGGUGGCCUCACAGACCGUCCUGUGCAGGAAAAGCUGAUUUAUUACUCAAAGAUAGGCAUCAAGGAUAAACAGAAGCUUAAGAUCCAUGGUAAGCUACUCCCUCAAGGCCUAGGAAAGUGCCCAAGGCUCACUUUUCCCCUCCCGGCUUCUGCUCCACCUGACGCCUGCGCAAUCCGCCUAACCAAUGUGGCCGUGGUACGGAUGAAGCGCGCCGGGAAGCGCUUCGAAAUCGCCUGCUACAAAAACAAGGUCGUCGGCUGGCGGAGCGGCGUGGAAAAAGACCUUGAUGAAGUUCUGCAGACCCACUCAGUGUUUGUAAAUGUUUCCUAAGGUCAGGUUGCCAAGAAGGAAGAUCUCAUCAGUGCGUUUGGAACAGAUGACCAAACUGAAAUUAUUUUGACUAAAGGAGAAGUUCAAGUAUCAGAAAGACACACACAACUGGAGCAGAUGUUUAGGGACAUUGCAACUAUUGUGGCAGACAAAUGUGUGACUCCUGAAACAAAGAGACCAUACACCGUGAUCCUUAUUGAGAGAGCCAUGAAGGACAUCCACUAUUCGGUGAAAACCAACAGGAGUACAAAACAGCAGGCUUUGGAAGUGAUAAAGCAGUUAAAAGAGAAAAUGAAGAUAGAACGUGCUCACAUGAGGCUUCGGUUCAUCCUUCCAGUGAAUGAAGGCAAGAAGCUGAAAGAAAAGCUCAAGCCACUGAUCAAGGUCAUAGAAAGUAAAGAUUAUGGCCAACAGUUAGAAAUCGUAUGUCUGAUUGACCUGGGCUGCUUCCGAGAAAUUGAUGAGCUAAUAAAAAAGGAAACCAAAGGCAAAGGUUCUUUGGAAGUACUCAAUCUGAAAGAUUUGGAAGAAGGAGAUGAGAAAUUUGAAUGACACCCAUCAGUCUCUUCACCUCUAAAACACUAAAGUGUUUCCGUUUCCGACGGCACUGUUUCAUGUCUGUGGUCUGCCAAAUACUUGCUCAAACUAUUUGACAUUUUCUAUCUUUGUGUUAACAGUGGACACAGCAAGGCUUUCCUACAUAAGUAUAAUAAUGUGGGAAUGAUUUGGUUUUAAUUAUAAACUGGGGUCUAAAUCCUAAAGCAAAAUUGAAACUCCAGGAUGCAAAGUCCAGAGUGGCAUUUUGCUACUCUGUCUCAUGCUUUGAUAGCUUUCCAAAAUGAAAGUUACUUGAGGCAGCUCUUGUGGGUGAAAAGUUAUUUGUACAGUAGAGUAAGAUUAUUAGGGGUAUGUCUAUAUGACAAAAGGGGGGUCUUUCCUAAAAAAGAAAACAUGAUGCUUCAUUUCUACUUAAUGGAACUUGUGUUCUGAGGGUCAUUAUGGUAUUGUAAUAUAAAGCUUGGAUGAUGUUCCUGAUUAUCUGAGAAACAGAUAUAGAAAAAUUGUGCAGGACUUAAAUAAUUUUCGUUGAACAUGCUGCCAUAACUUAGAUUAUU
This is a messenger RNA of Gorilla gorilla gorilla (western lowland gorilla), 2009 nucleotides long. RefSeq lists its product as uncharacterized. Gene Ontology annotation, biological process: ribosome biogenesis; cytosolic ribosome assembly. The record is from RefSeq and is a predicted model, not a curated record. Lineage: Eukaryota; Metazoa; Chordata; Mammalia; Primates; Hominidae.